Myotis myotis is the source of this 2308-nucleotide messenger RNA. It is a transcript of the gene SLC66A1, whose product is annotated as solute carrier family 66 member 1. Lineage: Eukaryota; Metazoa; Chordata; Mammalia; Chiroptera; Vespertilionidae. Bases 1199 to 1879 code for a protein of 226 amino acids. The transcript is spliced from 7 exons. The record is from RefSeq and is a predicted model, not a curated record.
AGAAGGUGGGAGAAAGCAGCCCCGGGGAUUGGAAUACAGAUGGUUAACGUGAUUGUGCUCUGAUGAGGGUGGUUAUUUCAAAGGUAUGUUAACCUACCGUACACACGUACACACACACGUACACACACACACACACACACACACGGCUUGCUUCAGGCAAAGGUAAACUUUUUACUUAAGAAUUCAUAUGCCUGGCGCAUAACACCCACCAUGACCUGCCCAGUUAAAGGACUAUGAUCAGGUCACCCUGGCCGAUUACUUCCCGUAGAACCCCUUUUCCAUCCACUUUCAUGUGACUUGCAAAUAUUUUCUCCCAUUCUGUGGUUUGAAGCACAGAAGUUCUGCACUAGGUAUGACACAAGAAAAUAAAAUAGAGACUGCCCUGGUUUUGCAGGGCUUCCCUUUAGAAGACACCCUGGGAGUCACAGGGGAGGGCUGGGGGGAGUAGGCCACCCAGCAAGCGGUGAUGUCAGGGCCCACUGGAGAGGCCCUCAGGAGGCAGAGUGGACGGGUCUGGGUGACUGAUGGAGGCCGAGGGAGAGAGACGCCCUGUAGUGAGGACAGAGCUUCCCCAGAACUAUCAGAGGAGCUGGCUGAGGCUUCCCCUUCCGGCCCUGGCGUAAUGCUGGCUCUGCCUGGGUCUGGCUGAUUAUCCACUGAGGGGGGUCGAAGGCCUGGGGGAGCCCCAUGUGACGGCGGGAAGGGCAGCCACCUUCCUGCUCCUCCUUAGGCCCUGGCCUCUCCUGGGUGUGACCUGCGAUUUCUGGAGAUAGGUCAGGUCACAGUAUCCUGAAGGAGCUAAACGGGACACGGCAUAAACCUUAAUUAAGGGCCUUCUCAGCCAGGCCUGUGCUGGGCCCUGUCCUUGCCCUCAGGAAGCUUGAGUCCAGAAGGCACCAGGGUGCCACGUGUUACAAGGGUGCUGGCGAGCUCAGGCCAAGGAAGGCCCCGAAGAGGAACUAUGUCCUGAGCAGUGACAGAUAAGGAGGUGGGCGAGCCAUCUGCAAACGAAGAACGCAAAGGAGAAAGCAGUGCCGGUGGAGCGAGACGGGAGCCCCGGGGUCUGGGUGUGAAUCCUACUCCCAGACUCCCAGCUGCGCACCUCCUCAGCCCGCAGUGAGGAGGGUCCUCAAAAUACACCUGGACCUGGGGGACUGUGAGGACCGAGCAGUACAUCAAGGCCUGCAAGACGGGCAACAUGGACCAGGCCCUGUCCCUAUGGUUUCUCCUGGGCUGGAUCGGUGGAGACUCCUGCAACCUCAUCGGCUCUUUCCUUGCUGACCAGCUGCCCCUGCAGACCUACACGGCGGUGUAUUACGUCCUGGCAGACCUGGUGAUGCUGUCCCUUUACUUUCACUACAAGUUUAAGAAUCGCCCCUCUCCGUUGUCUGCCCCCAUCAACUCCUUGCUCUUGUUCACCCUGGGACUGGUGUGUGCCACCCCGCUGCUGAGCAGCACUGCCUCUAUGGCUGCCCCGAGGGAGGGCUUCCAGGGCCGGAAGCUCCUGUCUGUGGAGCCAGGCAAUAAGCCCUUCACUCGGCAGGAGAUCAUUGGUUUUGUCAUCGGUUCCAUCUCCAGCGUACUGUACCUGUUCUCCCGGCUGCCUCAGAUCCACACCAACUUCCUGCGGAAGUCGACCCAGGGGAUCUCCUACUCGCUGUUCGCCUUGGUGAUGCUGGGGAACACGCUGUACGGGCUGAGUGUGCUGCUCAAGAACCCCGAGGAGGGCCAGAGCGAGGGCAGCUACCUGCUGCACCACCUGCCCUGGCUCGUGGGCAGCCUGGGCGUGCUGCUGCUCGACGCCAUCAUCUCCAUACAGUUCCUGGUGUACAGGAACGCCGCCACGUCCACAGAGCACCAGCCCCUCCUCCCCGGCUGACCAGGACCCAGGCCGAGCCCAGAUGACCAGGACUGCCAGCUACCACUCAGUCAGUGCCGAGGACCCUGGACGAGGCUGUGGAGGAAGCCAGGGUCGGGGGGGCCUGGUCCUCCUGACCCAGCUGCCUACCCCCAUGCCUCCUGGGCUGACUCUUCCAGGAGCCAGACGGCCCCAAGGGGAAGAAGGUGGAGAAUCAGGGAUGGGUGGGCAGAGGCCACUGGGAGCUCAUCCCCCAGGGCCUGAGGCAGCUGCCCUGGGAGCUUUGGUGGAGGGGCUGCAGCGGAGCUCACCCCUGAAAAAGCAGGGCAGCUGCCCCUCGCUCACCUACCUCAUUGUGUGCCCCCCCCCGGGGAGUGCCCCGCCGUGGCCUGGUGUACCCAGACUGUCCUGCGGCCUGCAGCCAGCCCAGUAAACCGUGCUUCCCAGCGA